Molecule: messenger RNA, 1395 nt
Organism: Capsaspora owczarzaki ATCC 30864
Lineage: Eukaryota; Filasterea; Ministeriida; Capsasporidae
Exons: 2
Coding region: 1-1395 (464 amino acids)
Source: RefSeq, a predicted model, not a curated record
AUGCUUGAAGGGUACCUGAAGGUCAUGUACAAGAAAGGCGCCCGCUCAGACCCGGGCAACUACCGACCAAUCACCUGUCUCAACGUGGACUCGAAGAUUAUUUCCAGAGCCUUGAUGGCGCGCUUUGCCCUGAUUGCCCCUGAGAUUGUCAACCUCAACCAGAACGGAUUUGUUCCUGGUCGUACCAUCGAUGCCAACAUCCAUCUCAUGCGCGACUUGCUCGAUUUGUGCCGCGUGUGCAACAUUCCGGGUGUUGCUGUCCUGCUGGACUCUGAGAAGGCAUUCGACAGAGUCGAUCACCAAUUCUUAUUCCAAGCACUCCGCAAGUACGGCGUCGGUGAGAGUUUCAUCAGUUGGAUGGAACUGCUCAACACUGGCUGCCAAUCCCGCGUUGUGUACAACUGCACCAUCUCGCUUCCAUUCCCGAUCAAACGAUCUGUGCGUCAAGGGAGCGUCGAAGCACCGUUCUUGUAUGCCAUCUACGCCGGCGUCAUCUCCGACUAUGUCAUCCACAAACUGCGCGACAAGAUGCUCUCUCUGGCCCUGAGGUCUGGUCCUCAAAUCGUGGAACCCAGCUUGUUUGCUGACGACACAUCGAUCUUCCUGUCGGAUCCCAACCACAUCCAUGCCCUGUUUGAAGUCUACGCAACAGUUGGCAGGGCUACCAACCUCAAGAUCAACGAGGCCAAAACCUCCGUCCUGCGUCUCGGCCCCCUUCGGGAUGCCGAUCCGCCGGACGGCUUGGCUCAUCUCCAAUGGGUGCCUCCUGACGGCACCACUCGAGUCCUCGGUGUGCAACUUGGCUACGGCGAUCUUGCCAAAGCCAACUUCGAGCCCCUGCGAGCCAAGGUCGCGCGUGCGCUGGGUCGCUGGUCGCGCGUGCGCUGGGUCGCUGGUCGCGCGUGCGCUGGGUCGCUGGUCGCGCGUGCGCUGGGUCGCUGGUCGCGCCACAGUCUCUCGAUCGCUGGCAGGGUCCUGAUUGCCAACGCGAUCGGACUCUCCCGCGUCUGGUACCACUGUCGCUUCAUCCACAUGCCCAACAAGUACUCCAAGGCGCUGUCCGACACUGGCAACAAUUAUCUCUGGAAAGGCCGAUUCUCCCCGGUCGCCAGGGAGGUUGUGACCGCUCCUCCUAAAACGAUCAUGUUUGGGCUUGGACUCAUCGAUCUCCCCACCAACAUUGCAGCGACGGCUGCCCAAGCGCUAAUCAACUUCCUGUCGCCUGUCCCCAGUUUCUGGAAGUUGGUUGUCAACCACCUCGCCGAAGUGGCUGACAGACCAGCUCAGCUCUCCGACAAUCCUGUCGCCGAGUACACGGCCAUGCAGCGGCUAGUCGCCAUAUUCCCGUUCAGACCUUCGCUCUCGGGCGUGGCGCAGGCUGCUCCCUUUCUCUGA